CGCGCCACCAAUGAGCCAUCGCCAAAGUCUGAGGGCGGAAAAUAACACGGAAGUAACAGAGAAACGAAAAUAAGACACGUCGCUCUGUGGCACUGAAACCCUGAAUGGAGAAGGACGGCGGUGUGGUUGUAGCCACAGAGAGAUACGGCAGCGCAGAGGUCUGGAAGUAUUUAGCCAAAGAUGGAGCGGUCGAGAGGAGGAGAGAUGACACUGAAGGCGACACAAGAAGAGGAAACUCUAUUGUUGGAGUUUUUAAAAGUGUGUUCCUGCCUCAAGGUUUUCCAGAGAGCGUCAGCGGUGACUACCUGCAGUACCAGUUCUGGGACACUUUACAGGCUUUCUCCAGCUCUCUGUCAGGGACUCUGGCCACUCAGGCUUCUCUCAGAGGAGUCGGAGUAGGAAAUCAAGAAGCCACAGUGGCUGCAGCCACAGUUACCUGGUUAUUAAGAGAUGGAACAGGCAUGUUGGGGAGAAUCCUCUUUGCUUGGCAUAAAGGGAGUAAACUCGAUUCUGAGGCCAAAAAAUGGAGGCUUUUUGCUGAUGUUCUCAAUGACUUUGCCAUGUUCAUGGAGAUACUGGCCCCAUACUUUCCUGCUUGCUUCACCGUGAUUGUGUGCGCUGCCGGGAUAUUCAAGUCCAUUGUUGGAGUGGCAGGUGGAGCAACCAGAGCUGCACUGACUGUUCACCAGGCUCGCCGAGACAACAUGGCUGACAUCUCUGCUAAAGAUGGCAGUCAGGAGACUUUAGUGAAUUUGGCUGGACUGCUGGUCAGCUUGGCCAUCAUCCCGCUCGUUACUAAUAAUCCCAUACCGACACUCAGCCUCUUCUUCCUCUUCACCAUCCUCCACCUCUUUGCCAAUUACAAGGCUGUGCGUUCAGUUGUCAUGGAAACCUUCAAUGAGGCGCGCCUUUCAAUCGUGCUGCAGCAAUACCUGAAAGACAAGCGAGUCCUGACUCCGCAAGAGGCCAAUCAAAGAGAGCCUGUUUUCUUUGAGUUUACAAAAAUGAUGCCAGUCAAACUUGGUGUGAGGCUGCAGGAGAUUGUGCAAAGCCCAGAGGAACUUCAGUUGGCCUUAAAGAAAAACAACAUGCCGUUCCUGAUGGGAGUGCGCAAUGGGCGUGUGUGUGUUUGUUUGGGGCCGGAAGCAUCAGUGCAUGAUGAAAUCAGAGCCAUGUGCCAGGCGGCAUGGAUCAGCAGCACGUUGAGCUCUCACACACAACAGGGAAAACAAGGUCACUGGGAAACUGUGCACGAGAGUCACACACUGAUGGACACAAUUUUCAGUCCAUUUCUCAAAGGUGUGGAAGCUGCAGGAUGGGACACAAAACGAACUCUGCUGGACUGGGAUGAAUGGAGGGUCGAGUGGAAAUCCAAAAGCAACUGAGCUGUUAAGCCCCUGCAGCAGAUUCAUUAAUUGAAAUGUAUUCUUGGAUUUUUUUAAAUUUUCUUUAUUUCAAUCUUCAAAUAUACGGUGUGUCUAUAUUUUGUAAUGGGUUUUUUUGUAAUGUUAUUUUGUUAUCAAUGAUUAAUUAAAAAUGAAAAACAUGAGAAUUAAA
Messenger RNA from Solea solea (common sole), 1557 nucleotides. RefSeq names its product RUS family member 1 (gene rusf1). Lineage: Eukaryota; Metazoa; Chordata; Actinopteri; Pleuronectiformes; Soleidae. The record is from RefSeq and is a predicted model, not a curated record. Bases 105 to 1385 code for a protein of 426 amino acids. The transcript is spliced from 15 exons.